Molecule: messenger RNA, 3940 nt
Organism: Acipenser ruthenus (sterlet)
Lineage: Eukaryota; Metazoa; Chordata; Actinopteri; Acipenseriformes; Acipenseridae
Product: RING finger protein 207-like
Exons: 18
Coding region: 81-2027 (648 amino acids)
Biological process (GO): regulation of heart looping; regulation of cardiac muscle contraction
Cellular component (GO): perinuclear region of cytoplasm
Molecular function (GO): transmembrane transporter binding; zinc ion binding; Hsp70 protein binding
Source: RefSeq, a predicted model, not a curated record
CCCUGCAUCCACAGCUGAACUUCAAGAGCUCACACAUUUCUGUCAUUCCAGCCUGGGCUCAGAGACAGGACCUAAGCAAGAUGUCUGGAGGAAUCUUCUCUCCUCUGGAUAACCUGUACAACCUGGACAACGCCAACUGCCACCCUUUAGUGUGCCACCUGUGCCACGAGCAGUACGAGCAGCCCUGCCUGCUGGACUGCUACCACACCUUCUGUGCCAGCUGCCUGCGAGGCCGGGCCCUCGACAGCCGCCUCACCUGCCCCCUCUGCAGACACCAAUCGAUAGUGAAAGGAAUCAACGCGCUGCCCCCAGAGGACAAGCUGCUCAAGUUCCUGGUGGACAACUCUGCAGACUGCGAAGAGACCGUCCAGUGUGCCAACUGUGACCUGGAGUGCAAGAAACAGGAUGUGGAUGCAAUGUAUUAUUGCAACACUUGUAACCAGCCCCUGUGUGGCGCCUGCAGAGAGGACACCCACAAGGCCAAAAUGUUCUCCCGCCAUGAGAUCGUGUCCCUGGCCAAGCGCACCAAGGAGAUCCACAAGAAGUGCUCCCUGCAUGAGGAGCUCUACAUCAUGUUCUCCACGGAGAAGAAGUCCAUGCUCUGCAUUAACUGCUUCAGAGACACGCAAGUGGAGAGCAGAGCGCACUGCAUUGAUAUUGAGACAGCGUAUAUGCAAGGCUGUGAAAAGCUGGACCAAGCCGUCCUGGCAGUGAAGGAGCUGCAGACGUCGGCUCGUGAAGCCAUCGUCCUGCUCAAAGCCAUGAUCGAGGAGGUGAGGGACAAUGUGGACGAGGAGGAGACUGCCAUCAGCACCCUCUUCAACAACAUGCAGGAGAAGCUGGCAGAGAGAAAGAAGAUCUUAUUGAAGGCUGCCCGAAGCCAGCACGAGGAGAAGGAGCGAGCGUUCAAGGAGCAGCUGUCUCACCUGGCCGCCCUGCUGCCCACCCUGCAGGUCCACCUGGUCUCCUGCUCUGCUUUCCUGAGCUCCGCCAACAAGUUUGAGUUCUUGGAUCUAGGCUAUCAACUGAUGGAGCGGCUAAAGAAAAUCGUGAAGCUUCCUCACAGGCUGAGACCAACACAGAGCUGCAAGAUCAACACGGAGUACCGCUCGGAGUUCGCUCGCUGUCUGGAGCCCCUGCUGCUGCUUUCUCAUCGCAGGUCUGUGUCGCUGACAGGAGGAGGGGGCGGAGCCUCAGGGAUCAGCAACGCCAGCGCACUGCUGCAGUCGCCCCUCUCCCUGACGGUCCCCUCCUCCAGCGACAUGUCCCUCUCCGCGGCCGUGGUCCGCAAGCCCACGGCGCACCGCUACAUCAGCACCAAGGUCCUGCUGGCCGAAGGAGACGAGACCCCCUUCACUGAGCACUGCCGCAGCUAUGAGAACAAGUACAGGACCCUUCAAGCAGAGAUCCAGAAGCUGAAGGACCAGGUGCAGGAGAUGCAUCGCGACCUGACCAAGCACCACUCCCUGGUCAACACCGACACCAUCGGGGACGUCCUGCACAAAUCCCUGCAGAUGGACGGGCAGAUCGCCUCCGAGUACGCCUCUGUGGAGAUGAUGCGCGCCAUGUUCGAGGAGAUUUGGGAAGAGACUUUUCAGAGGGUUGCAAACGAACAAGAGAUUUAUGAAGCUCAGCUCCACGACCUGGUGCAGCUCAGGCAGGAGAACACCUACCUGACCACCAUCACCAAGCAGAUCAGUCCCUACAUCCGCUCCAUCGCCAAGGUCAAGGAGCGCCUCGAACCCAGGCUGAAGGAGUCCAAGGAGCUGAAGGAUGACCGGACAGAGACCAUGCUGCACAUCUAUGAUGACAGUGCAGCGUGCAGCGAGGCUCAGCACAGAAACGACCUGACGUGCGGCGCCGACGAAUGCCGGGACAAAACGGCGGAGAACCGAGAGAAGAUAAUCGACAACCGCUCUCUGAACAUCCUGUCGGAGGAGUCUGCGCUGAAGACGAAAGACUAUUACCGCUCGGGGAAGCAGAAAAACAGCGGAGACCCCCCCGGCAGAAAAGAACUGCCCGUCUAACGGAGACGCAAACCCCCUUCCUGUCCUUCAGCAGAGACACGCAGCCAUCGUCGACACGCGGGAAGGGACAGACUUUUACUAGCAUCUUUCUUUGAGGGGGCAAAAACAAAUCCAGCGGACGCAAGUCUCAUCACACGACGGAAUAUACGGAUGCUUUAGGAUGAACGGCUGCUCCCUUGGGAGCUGCGAAACAGCCGUGCGCUCCUGAUACUGCGAGAGUCACCCAGUGGAACUCCUGGCAUCGUUCUGUAGACCCGCUCUUGGGUGAACAGCCCAGGGUAGAAUCCUGCUUGUUAAUUUGCCUCUCAGUAACAGUAUUAACGGCGUUGCCACUAGGUUUCAGGCGGGCGUUUGCGUUGAAGAAGCGAGCAGGAUCUUGGAAGAUAUACCCAAGGAAGGGAGCAGAUGUCGGGACUGAAGGACAGUACAGUAUUGCAGUACUCUUCUGAAGAGGCGGGGUUUAGAUACCUUUAGUCUGCAUUUGUUUAAGCAGAAUUCUGAUAAAAGGUCAAAAUGUUCUUUAAAUCACUAUAGUAACUUAUUCUAAAGUAUAGAGUUUUCUAUAGGCUGUAAUGUAUCACAAUUACUGUAUUGUUUGCUGUAACACAUAUAUGUUAGUCCUUCAGUACUGAGGACUUUACUGAACUGAACUCCCAGUACAGAUUUAUUUUUUUAGGUAAAUAUUAUCUAUUUACAAUUUUAAAUCCAUUGAUGGUUCUGUAACUUGUCGCUUGGUGAUGGUUUUGCAGUGUACAGAGCAUGCACUAAAAACUGUAUUAGAAAGCUAAUCUACUUUAGUGAGCAUUACGGAUAAUGGAUACAGAUAGCGAUGCAAAAUGGUUUGAAUCUACUGUUUUCAUCUGCACCACGAACUGUAAACCGUUCUGCCUGCUGCAAAUGGGAACACAAGAGUGGUGCAACCUGACAAAUUGAUAACGAUGAUGAGGGGAGCAAAAAAACUGUGAUUGUGUGCAAUUCAGAAAAGAUAGACUACUACGAGACAAAUGAAAAGGCUUUUAACCCUGCUUGCCCCUCCCCCCCGAUUACAUUUCAGCAUUUAGAGUGAGUUUAAAGAAGUGUCUUUAUAUUAAAAAAAUAAAAAUAAAAAUAAAAAUCACAGGAAAGGUGGUGUUCUUCAAAUUUGGAUUUAAUCAAAGUGACCGUGACAUUAAAGCCUUUUUCAGAAAUCACAAAUACUGCCCUGCCCCUAGAUGGCACCCUUGAACCAGUGGUUCCUGUCCCGCACAUGCACUGGAGCAUGCAAAUCUGUUUCAAUACCAAACCAUAUACAUAAACACACAGACAGGCAGGCAGGCAGGCAGACACCAGCACACUCUACAGCAGUGACUCUCAACCACGGCCUCGAACCCCCUCUUCUCAUUCCAACUGAGCUCUGGAUUACUUAACUAAAGCCUCAACUGAACUAACAAUUAGCUUAAUUCGAUCUUUUUAACUGUUCUCAGAUCCUAACACGUUGCAGAUUAAGUUAUUUCUACGAUGUUACAGUUAACUUGAAAUCUCCAACUCUUUAUAAGAGCUGAAAACAACUGAGCUAAUUGUUAGUUAAAGGUUUAGUUAAGUAACUGAGAGCUCAAUUGGAAUGAAAACCAGAAUACAUGGAGGUCCCCCCGAGGACCAGGAUUGAGAAACAUUGCUCUACAGCACAAACUCCGCAUCCGGCACCAAAACCAGAUUCCGGUCCAGGUUUUCAUUCCAACCUGUUUCAGUUUCAAUUGCAGUCCAGGGUCUGUGGUCAUUAAUAAUUAUAUGAAGAAUUUAAUGUGAAGCCAGGAAUGGAUCAAACUGCUAUGCAACGGGAGUCUUAUUUCCAUCCCUGGAACACAGGGACUUGAAAAGGGGUUUCGGCCAAUUGUGAAAACUAGGAAUGCUCAAAGAAAAAAAAAAAAAAAGAA